CACAAUCUUACAAACUUACUCUCCUUUCCUUAUUUAUUCCAUUCCUGCUGCCAACCAUAUAAGUCCCAACAAAAUGCGGUCUUCUUGUGGAUGUUUCUCAUGCCAUACUACAAAAAAAAGGAUGGCAGGUGAUGGAACUGUUGCAUAUUCCAAAUCAUUCCAUUGAGACAUCCAAGGAGGGUAUCAACGCCAUAGCCUUCUAUCUUGAGGACUUCCUGUUGUGCACAACAUCUACCGAUGGCGUACAAGAUGAAAGGUGUCUUCAAGGGCCUCAAGGUCAUCUCUCAGAUCUUCGUGGUCAAGGAGCAUCAGAUGGAGAUCGGUUAUCCGACUAACGUGAAGCAUGUCGCGCACAUCGGUUGGGACAGCCCAACUGGGAGUGCAGCUUCUCCUAUCUGGAUGAAUGACAUGAAGGGAUCACCGGACUUUUCAUCGCUGAGCAAUAACGGGCCGUCGGCAGGAACCUCCUGGGCUUCUCAAGAUUUUGAUGAGCCUCGAGAUAUAUCACCCUUUGGUAUAUUUCCAGAAAAUACUAGUCAAGAAGCAACACCGUACCCUGACAUACCAAAGCCACCCAGGAAAUCCAGAAGGAAGAAAUCCAAGCACGAUUCACCGAGGGUGUCCACAAGAUCGUCAAGGUCAUCAAGAUCAAGGUCCAAAAGCUCAGUUUCAUCUACGGCUGAAACUAUUGGUGUCGAUGGCAUGCAACAUGAAAUCCGGACUGUAUAGGCCAUUCUUAUGCUCCGUCAGUAAUCUCCAUAUUUCAACAUUGGCGAAGGUAAAGUAGGCCGUCAAGAGAUCUUCUGAGAGACCAAAACUUGUGCUUUGAUAUUCUGUUGUGAGGUUCAGCAAGACUAGUCCUCCUUGCCAAGUGAUUGACCAGUUGUAGAGAUUCUUUUAUUCUUUUAAGUUUAUAUUUGAGGCAAAUU
Molecule: messenger RNA, 929 nt
Organism: Phragmites australis (common reed)
Lineage: Eukaryota; Viridiplantae; Streptophyta; Magnoliopsida; Poales; Poaceae
Product: CRIB domain-containing protein RIC10-like
Exons: 5
Coding region: 238-729 (163 amino acids)
Source: RefSeq, a predicted model, not a curated record